Molecule: messenger RNA, 2483 nt
Organism: Polyodon spathula (Mississippi paddlefish)
Lineage: Eukaryota; Metazoa; Chordata; Actinopteri; Acipenseriformes; Polyodontidae
Gene: zfand6
Product: zinc finger, AN1-type domain 6
Exons: 6
Coding region: 245-880 (211 amino acids)
Biological process (GO): protein targeting to peroxisome
Molecular function (GO): DNA binding; zinc ion binding; polyubiquitin modification-dependent protein binding
Source: RefSeq, a predicted model, not a curated record
AGUGGUAUGGUCGUGGGAACAUGCCAGUACAACGCAGAGGCCUUUUUUAAAUAAGUAAUGUCUUUGUUUCCAAGGGGUUGGCAGAAUGUUACACGAUCCAGUGAGUUGGAACAAAAGGACCCUGUUUUUAGACAGGAAAUAAAAUGAUGUUUAGGGAUUUAGGUUUGUCUCGGGUCUGGCUUUAUAUUUUUACGUUUUAAUCGCCUAGAAUUAAUGUAGAGGAGUCGGGAUCUGUAGGUGGGAUAUGGCUCAAGAAACUAACCAAACCCAAGGGCCUAUGCUCUGUACUACCGGCUGCGGAUUUUAUGGGAACCCGCGCACAAAUGGCAUGUGCUCGGUUUGUUAUAAGGACUUUCUGCAGAGGCAAAACAGCAAUGGAAGAGUUAGCCCCCCUGCGUCUACUGGUGUCAGUAGCAUAGGAGAUUCUUUACCAACGCAGUGCUCGGAAGCCAGUACUGUAGAUGCACCGCCAGCGUUAGUCCAGGCAGCUGCACCGUCCGAACAAAGCAGUAUUGUCUCCAGCCAGUCUCUGUUGUCGCAAACAUCCGAAACAAAUUCUGAAGAGGAUGAUGCAACGGGGUGCAAAGUAGAGCCUAAAACAGAAGAAUUGCAAGCUUCAGCCUCAGACGAGUCUGACCAGGCUUCUUCAGAAGGGCAGGACAAGUCACCCGAAAAGGCCAAACAGAAAAAGAAUCGCUGCUUUUUGUGCCGGAAGAAAGUGGGACUUACUGGCUUUGAUUGCAGAUGUGGGAAUUUGUUUUGUGGCGUCCAUCGUUACUCUGACCUUCACAAUUGUACUUUCGAUUACAAGGCUGAUGCAGCUGAGAAAAUAAGAAAAGAAAACCCAGUAGUUGUUGGAGAAAAGAUCCAGAAAAUUUGAACAGUGGCUUGUUUUUGGAUUUCGUAACAAUCUGCAACUUAGAUUGACUUAAGCUUAUUGUCUCCUUUUUUGUCAUUUAAUGGGAGUUCUGAGCAAUGUAUCCUGCAUAGACCCUUAAAUCAUGCAUGCCACCAGGAAUUGCAUUUUGAAAAUUACUUUUAAAAUAUUCUUUGCAUUUUUUAAUAUUUUUAAUUUCCUUUUGGAUGUUGUGGUUGGAUAAAUCUAAGCAAACUUUAGGAGUAAUACCAUUUUAUGCCAUCUUAAUUUUAGUUAAGUGCAGUUUACAGAACCCAGUUAGGUAAAAAUGCUGGAGGGCUGUGCUUUUCCAGUAUUUACAAACAGUCAUGUUGUAAUCUUGAAAGUUUUUAUUUCCUUUGUAUAUAGCUUAUCCUUCUCCUGCAGCACGAUUUCUCUCUUGAAAUUGUGCCUUUUCAAGGCACACUUAGGUAUCAAUAAUUGAAUGUAUUCUAAUCAUUUAUGGCUGCUUUUGUUCUUCAUUAACGAAACGGGGUUUCAACAAAUAAUAUUGGCAUAUUCGCUUAUUUGCUCCCACAGCUUGUCUGAGUAAUUUUAGGAGUGUAUGCUAUAAAAGUUUGUGUGUGUUUCAUUUGGAAUGGGGUGGGGUGGGGUGGGGAGAGAGCCUGUAUGCCCUUCAUUGCUGGCUGUGAGUUUCAUCCUGGGAAAUAUAGUUCACAUAACUGAGCUUGCACAAAUGAAGUAUGACCUGAAAUUGUGCUGUAUUUAUGUUAGUUUAUUCACUGUCUUAACUUUGAUUAAAUAAAGUUAAAAACAAAUUGUUUUAUACUUUUUUAUUAAUUUAAUUUCUUUGCGCCAAAGUCCGUAAUUGCGGUGGGUGGGAAGCUUUUGAUUUUGCACUUUUAUUUUAAUGUUUUCUUUAAUAAUGACAUUCUUAAUCAUACUGGAAUAUAGUCAGCUCUCAUUAAGGUGAAUUUCAAGGGGCCAGCAAAAAAUGUAUGUAUUGUUCAGUGUGCAUUAUUCACUGCUUUCAGCAUCUCCACUUUUGCCUGCAAGAAUAAUGCACGUUUUUUUACGCUGUUCACUCAUUUGUGCUUCAUGGAAAUGGGUUGGGGUUGGAGACAAGACUAUUUGCUUUUUUUCAAUGUAUAUAAGCCUAAAAGCUUCAAUAACAAUAGAAUUGUAUGCAUGAAAAGGAUGUGUGGGUUUGAUGGCAAAUACUGUAUUUUGUAUGUUCUCAAUUUAUAUACACUAGAUUUUUAAAGUUCAAACUUAAAUUGCUUAAGAAAUCAGGUACUAUAAUUUGCUGGAGAGAAUUUAAACGAAGAACCUUUCACAAAUGAUCAAGUUUGGAGCACCACAUGUUUAAACUACGGACCUGUAUGAAAUCAUUUAUGGCUGUGCCAUAUUCAUUCUAAAGUACAGCAAUGGCAGUGCCAUAAACCUUGCAUUGAUUUAGGCCUAGGUUUGACCACUUAUGAUAUGAUGAAUAAUGUGUGAUCUUGAAAGCACAUGGACAGGUUGGUGUUUGGAUUAACUGGCAUAAGUUAAUGAAGAAAAUGUAAUUACUGUAAAAUGAGAUUGAGUAAUAACCAUGUAUGUAAACAAGGAUUAAAAUGCAAAAUUA